CACACUCGAACACCUUCAAGUUCAUUCUCAAAUUAAUUUUGACUUAGACCAUCCAACAUAAUUGAAGAAGCCGUUUUGGGAGGAGGUAGCCAAGGAGGUUGGUGGCAAAAUAAUACAGAGUACUCUUCUUCUCCUCCCGUCCGUAGAACUUUCAAAAGCUGAAGGGUAGCCAUCACCUGGCUGCAACAACUUGAGGAGGCAAACUUCAUUCCUUUGUUUUCGGCGACAACCCGGCCCCCCUCGAUGAAUUGAUAAACAAUGGGGAGGAAGACGAAGCCCAGAGAGAGAUGUUUUGGGUGGUGUUUGGCGGCGAUUGUCGCGGUGGCUAUCGGGUUGUCCAUUUAUGUGCUCAUGAAUCCCAAAGAUGGAGGGUUCCCGGAGCCGCCCGGAGUCACCAACAAGAAGUAUGCUGAUGCUCUCAAAGUGGCAUUGCAGUUCUUUGCCAUUCAAAAGGCUGGCAAGUUGGAGAAGAACGAAAUACCGUGGAGGGGGGAUUCGGCUCUCAAAGAUGGGAGUGAAGCAAAGAUUGAUCUGAGUAAAGGAAUGUAUGACGCGGGCGACCUCAUUAAGUUUGGGUUCCCAAUGGCUUACACCGCGACCGUGUUGUCGUGGGCCAUCCUCGAAUAUGGAGACCGUAUGGGGGUCGUGAACCAGCUCGAACCCGCCCGCGAUUCGCUUAAAUGGAUAACGGAUUUCUUGAUCAAUGCACACCCCUCUCCUAAUGUCUUGUACAUCCAGGUGGGGGACGCGGGACGCGACCAUAGUUGUUGGGAAAGACCAGAAGACAUGAACGGCGACAGGCCAUUGGUCCAAGUGAACACUUCUGUCCCUGGCACAGAGGUUGCAGCCGAAACCUCUGCAGCAAUGGCAGCCGCGUCCCUUGUGUUUAAGUCCACCAACGCCGGUUACUCCACACUGCUUCUGAAGCAUGCCAAAGAGCUGUUUGUCUUUGCAGACAAGCACCGCGGCUCGUACAGCCAAAACAUCGCCCAAGUAGCCAGUUAUUACAAUUCGACCGGGUACGGUGAUGAGCUCUUGUGGGCCGCAGCUUGGCUCCACCACGCGACCGGGGAUCGGUUGUACUACGAGUAUGCCACUGGGGAGAAUGCAGAUGAGUUUGUUCAGUGGGGGAGUCCAACCUGGUUUAGCUGGGACAACAAGCUUCCAGGUGCUCAGGUUUUGAUUUCUAGAGUGAGUUUCUUCAGUAGAAAAGGCCUCUCAAACUCUGUAACUCUCAAGAAGUAUAGGGGCACUGCAGAAGCCAUUAUGUGUGGCCUCUUACCUACCUCCCCAACUACCACUUCCAGCAGAACAGACUCGGGUUUAAUAUGGGUAAGCGAAUGGAACGCUCUCCAACAUCCGGUCGCAUCGGCCUUCUUAGCGGUUGUUUAUAGUGAUUACAUGCGCACUUCUCGCACCACAAAAUUGUCGUGCGAUGGAAAAGAUUUUACACCAUACGAACUCCGAAAAUUCGCCAUGUCACAGGCUGAUUAUGUGCUAGGAGACAACCCAAUGGAGAUGAGCUACCUUGUUGGGUAUGGAGAAAAGUACCCAACCUACGUUCAUCACAGGGGAGCCUCGAUCCCCGCGGGCGAGAAAAGCGGUUGCAAAGAAGGAUUCAAAUGGCUCCACUCGCCCAAACCGAACCCGAACGUCGCGGUUGGUGCACUAGUUGGCGGGCCAUUUCAGAAUGAGAGCUAUGUUGAUGCGAGGAACAACUCAAUGCAGGGGGAGCCAACUACUUAUAAUAGUGCACUCCUUGUUGGCCUUCUUUCUGGUCUGGUCACCACGUCUUCUGUGAUUCAGUCCUUUGUAUGAUGAAAUAAUGUAUAUAUAUGUUGAUAUGUGUAUAUGCUUUACCCAUAUCUUCAAAUUCCUACCUUCAUAUAUUCAUAUCAUGUAAAUGCAUAAUGGUUGAUGUAAAUUUUUUUUAAAAGAGGAGAUGAAUUUCGGCUCAGCUCGUUUGGUAAAAAUAAUGGCCAUGUGUUGGCUCAGCAAUCUCUCUCCAAGAGAAAUGACGUGUAGGCUUUAAUACUCCGUAUUAAUUAAAUUACUGUCUUAUUU
Messenger RNA from Cuscuta campestris, 2064 nucleotides. NCBI's taxonomy places the organism in Eukaryota, Viridiplantae, Streptophyta, Magnoliopsida, Solanales, Convolvulaceae. The record is from the annotation of a GenBank genome assembly.